Molecule: messenger RNA, 1517 nt
Organism: Tarenaya hassleriana
Lineage: Eukaryota; Viridiplantae; Streptophyta; Magnoliopsida; Brassicales; Cleomaceae
Exons: 3
Coding region: 100-1416 (438 amino acids)
Source: RefSeq, a predicted model, not a curated record
CUCCUUAUUACCCAUCUUGGAUCCCUCUCUUCUGUUCCAAAAAAAAAGCCAAAGAAACGAAAAAGAGAAAGUCUCUCUCUCUUUAGAGUUUCUUCUCCCAUGGCUUUACUAACUUUCCCGCCGGAGAAAUCCGAGCCGCCGCAGCCGCAGAAACAGCAACCGCCGGCCCCCAAACGCAAGAAACGCGAGACGCAGACGCAGAAACCGCAGAAGCAAACGCAGAAGAAAAAGAAGAAGAAACCGCAGAAACCACCAUCUUCAUGGGACCAGUUCAAGAACCUAAUAACCUGCAAACAGAUCGAAGGGUCCAGAGUCCACGACCCCUCCAAGAACUCUCAAACCGGACCGCACACGUGUCCUCCUCCUUCGUCCUCCCCCUCCAAGCUCAUUACCUCCUCCUGUGGCUCCAUUUGUAGCUUCAGAGACGUGGCUCAUGGCAACACACGUGUCGUUCACCGAGCCGACAACUCGCCCGAACCCGGUAACCCGAGUCAUGACUCGGAAUCCCGGCUCCUGACCCGGAAAUCGACUCAUCACCGGUCGUCUUCGUCUCGGUCGCUGACGUCUGGGUCAACGAGAUCCAACGGUAGAGAGAGUUACACGUCAUCGUCUUCAACGACGACGACGUCGUUUAGGGGCAUGCAGUUCCGGAAACUCUCCGGUUGCUACGAGUGCCACAUGAUCGUUGACCCUAGCAGGUAUGCAAUAACGCCUAGGGUGUGUGCUUGUUCUCAAUGUGGAGAAGUUUUCCCCAAGCUUGAAAACUUGGAGAUUCAUCAAGCAGUUCGCCAUGCAGUAUCUGAAUUGGGUUCCGAGGAUUCGGGAAGAAACAUAGUUGAGAUAAUCUUCAAGUCAAGCUGGUUAAAGAAGGACAGUCCAAUGUGUAAGAUCGAACGGAUACUAAAAGUCCACAACACGCAACGCACAAUCCAACGGUUCGAGGAUUGCCGAGACGCCGUGAAGGCGCGUGCACUUCAAACGCCGAGGAAAGAUGCCAGAUGCGCUGCCGACGGCAACGAGCUCCUCCGCUUCCACUGCACCACCCUCGGCUGCACCCUUGGCUCCUCCUCCUCUGCUCUCUGUUCCGCUAUCCCGGGUUGCGGGGUAUGCACUCUCAUCCGCCGUGGAUUCGGUCCCGGCGGGGUCCGGACCACCGCGAGUAGCGGUCGGGCCCACGAUUCUGUCCGGGAUGUUGGGUCCGGGCAGAGGGCCAUGCUUGUCUGCCGGGUCAUCGCCGGGAGAGUGAAACGGCCCGUCGUCGAGGAUCAGGCUGCAGAAGAGGAAAAUUGUGGUGGCGCGUAUGAUUCACUCGCGGUGAACGGUGGUGUGUAUUCGAAUCUUGAGGAGCUCUUGGUGUUUAACCCUAGGGCUAUAUUGCCAUGCUUUGUUGUUAUUUACAAUGUUCUAGAAUCUUGAACUUGUAUUUUUUUUUCACUUUGGAUAAUGUUUUUAAUUUUCAGACUUUUUUUUUAUCUUUUUUUGAAGUAGAUUAAUCUUCAUGUGAUGUUUUAACUGAA